Rosa chinensis is the source of this 1266-nucleotide messenger RNA. Its product is annotated as probable membrane-associated kinase regulator 6. The record is from RefSeq and is a predicted model, not a curated record. Bases 191 to 901 code for a protein of 236 amino acids. NCBI's taxonomy places the organism in Eukaryota, Viridiplantae, Streptophyta, Magnoliopsida, Rosales, Rosaceae. The transcript has 2 exons.
CAUACCCAAUUGUUGGAGAGAGAGACUGAGAAGAUAUUAAGGUAUAUAUAUGUAGUAGAGAUAUGUUCCACAUGCAAGAGGGCCUCUUCUGCUAGCAAUUACCAAUAGCAAUUUCCCCACUUUGUAUAAUUGUAUUCCUUUCUCAGUUUUCCUUGUUGUCUAAACACUAAUUCAUAACAAGUUGGAAGCCAUGGAAACAUCUCAGCAACCCCUCUCCAUUGAAAGCUUUUCAUACAGUUGGUUAGUGAAUCUCAAGCCUCCUUCUUUUGAAAGCCUUGACAACUCCCUUAGGACUUCACUAGAUGCAUCCGAUGAAGCCUCCUUCAUCGAGAUGGACCCAACAAUGCCACCCUCUCAGAGAUUCUUUAGGAAUUCCCAGCAGGAUUUCAAAUUUGAUUCACAAUCUCCUCUCUCUACUCUUGUUCAUGCUGAUGAGCUCAUUUCCAAUGGUUAUCUUUUGCCACUUUCGGUUGAUGACCCAUUGAAGAAUAUGGAGUCAUAUGAUGAUUAUUAUGAUCAAGCCUCGAAUUCCAGUACUGCAAACCUUCCAGUCUCUUCAUCAAAAGAAGCUGCUCCAACAGAAAAUUCUUCUUCAGAUUGCUCUAAUUCCUUGAGAAGGUGCAGAAGAUUAUCAAAAAGAAUAUUUGAGAAGUACUUGGAUUUUCUCAGACCGUUGUACAAAAGGAUUAGACAAGGUCAUAAAGCAAAUCCUAAAGUAGCUGGGAAUCAUGUUGAUAAAAGGUUCCAUUCAUCGAAGAACAGCAGGGUGUAUUCAUCAGAAACUGCAUCGCCGCGAAUAAGCGUAGCCUAUUCUGCUCCUGAUGAUUGGCGAAGGUCGUGUGAUUCCGAGAGCUCAAUAUAUGAGGCAGUUCUUCAUUGCAAAAGAUCCAUAGGAAACUAAGUCAAUUGAGGACCAAGUGGUACAAAAUUAAGCAGUGAAAAACUGAAACUAGAGAAAGAAAGAGACAGAGAAGAAAGGGAAAGAAUAAAGGAAUACACAUGGGAAGAUCAUCAACCACUUGUUCUCAAAUUUGGCAUCUUCUUAUAUAGCUCUGUCUAUAUAAUUCUUGGAUGAUAUAUAAGAUUCUCAGAACUUGUGUGGAUGGUCUUCAUGAAAAUUAAUUGCUGACCUUGUAGGGAGGAGAAAGUAGAAACAUACUCUAAGUUUUUCCUCUUGUCUUUUUCUCUGUGUGGGAGGGAGAAUCUCCCUUCUCUUCCUUGCUUAUAUUCCUGUAAUAAUAAACUAAAUCGGGAUUAUUUUGUUCA